Molecule: messenger RNA, 2012 nt
Organism: Prorocentrum cordatum
Lineage: Eukaryota; Dinophyceae; Prorocentrales; Prorocentraceae
Source: the annotation of a GenBank genome assembly
CCCAGGUCAAAGAUUUUGGUAAUAUUCGAUUUAUUUGUAAAUCGCCUGUUCUACAUAAGUGAUAUCUCAAAAGCUUGGUACUCGUUGCAUUGAGGUUCCGUACGCCAUGCAAUGUAUGCACGUAUGGUUUUCGAGAGGGUCGGAGCCCGCAUUUGAUUACAGAGCUCUUCCGUCACUUGCUGUUCUUGUCCCACGAGUGGGGUCCGCCAGUUGUGAUCGGAUCAUUCGACGUGAAAACAGCCUUUGAUUCCAUGGUUCCCGAACUCGCACUGGAUGCACUGGUUGUUCGCGGAGUUCCUGGACACAUCGCGGCUGCCAUUAUUCGAGAGCUCGUCGGACUGACCGCUGUUGCUGUUGUUCCUGAGGUCGCGGAGGCAUCGGGUAUUCCAGUGAAUCAGGGAGGUCGGCAAGGCGGAACGGAGACCCCUACUUGUUGGAAUUUCCUCUUAGAGUACAUUUUGCAAGAAUUGGUGCGCCACUGGAACUCCGCAGGGGUAGGGUUCUCGUUCGACGGAGACCCCAGGAUCAACCACGCAAUUUGGGCAGAUAACGUUUACUUGGUCGAGGAGUCGGCCGCCCAGCUUGAACAGAUAUUUAUCGAUGUUUCAGCUUGUAUUUACAAGUGUGCUUUGCAAUGGAAGAAGAAUGAAUUAUACUUCAUGCCUGGUAGCAAUCUCUUUUACAAUUCCGACCGGCAGGUAAACCUGCCUGACGGCAUCACGUACGAAUUGAAGGUCGCAUCUGAACUUGAAGUGUUGGGUGUGCUAUUGGACAAGCGGGGCAGCACGAAAUGCAGCAUGCACCAGUACAACAUCAGGACCAACUUGCUCAUACAUAUUUUGUUUUCUCGGCAUAAGGUUGCGCCGAUCUACGUGCGAGUUUUGAGAUCCAUGUUCAAAUGGUUGAACACUGUGUGGCAUGUCGCCCUGGACGAUGGCACCCAGCCGUUGAAGUUCUACAUGAACGCGCGCCCAUCCGCGGAGAAGAACAUCGUGCAGCUCAUCGGAGAGCACACGGACAAUCGUAAUACUUCAGGUUGGCGGCACCAGCACGGAGGAACGAGGACUCAUUGGGAGGAUCUAUUGGACAAAGCCGACCCGGAGUGGAAGGUAUGAUUCAUCCAGGAUUCGCGGUGUUGGCAUCAGAGACAGAUUUCGCUUUUCCAGGCAAUCGGGAAUUAUGUGGGUUUGAACUUAAAGCCUUUUAUCUCGCCUCCGGCGUCUAUGCCGACCGCCGCAGGGAACGGGAGGAAACGGAGGACACUGACGGAACACAUCGCCACACAACAUUGGCAUUUUUUUCGAGAUUUGCCUGGAGGGCUUGCGCAAUACAUGGCAACAUACCUCUGUCUAGGACGAGCCCGCACACUACAGAUUGUUACGGAUAGUCAGAUAUUGGCAGAUAUUCUUGCUGGCAGGGCAAAGCAUGAAGAACAUACUCGUGGCCUCGCAGCGGACAUCUCGGCGAACAUGGCGGACGCGCUCCUCGCCGCGAAUUGGGGGCCAAGAGAUGCAACGGGCGAUCCAGUUAUAUGGAGACGGAGGGCUUUUAACAAAGAAGCUGAUUCUUUAGAGAACUGGGUAAUGGACACAGAGGGCGAUUUCUGGUAUUCUAGUGGCAUCACACUUACGGCCGACUCAGGUCUCAGACCACUGGAGUGGAGCGAUGGGGGCUGUCGCAACGAACAAAAUGCAUUUGCACACGCUUGGAUUCUCAAAGGCCAGCGCGCUGAUUCCUACAUUGCAAUCGUCGCGGCGUGUGCCAAGUAUUAUCCAGUGAAGGCCCGGAGCAGUUUAGAAGUCAAUGCUUAGCAAUGCGUUACCAUUGGGAUUCUGCUCGUGAUUAUAUUGCUGGCAGAGUGCCGGCCGGCAUGCAGCCCCAAGAUACCCCACGCAACGCGCAAACGACGCCGAUGUUUGGCAAUCCGCCAUUUUCUCAUGUAGCUGAUUUUCUGUCCUUGGGUAUCACCAGCGAGAUGUAUGGGCUCAAAACCGCUGCGAAAGAAAGAAAGA